Oryza brachyantha (malo sina) is the source of this 1207-nucleotide messenger RNA. RefSeq names its product FHA domain-containing protein FHA2-like. Gene Ontology annotation, cellular component: nucleus. The coding region runs from base 26 to 997 and encodes 323 amino acids. Gene Ontology annotation, molecular function: protein binding; sequence-specific DNA binding. The record is from RefSeq and is a predicted model, not a curated record. NCBI's taxonomy places the organism in Eukaryota, Viridiplantae, Streptophyta, Magnoliopsida, Poales, Poaceae. The transcript has 3 exons. Gene Ontology annotation, biological process: regulation of ribosomal protein gene transcription by RNA polymerase II.
CUGGGCCCACCCCUCUCCGACCACCAUGGGCAAACCCCGCCGCCCUGCCUCCGACGCGCCGCCGCCGCCGCCGGCGUCGGACCUGGAGGUGGGCUUCGCGAAGCUUCAGGGCGAGGGCUUCGAGUACUACAUGCAGUCAUACUCCAUCGUCCUCGGCCGCCACAGCCGCAGGAGGAACCAGCCCGGCGGAGACGCGGGCGGGGGCGGGGGCGAGGCGGCCGCGCCGGACGACGUGGACGUCGACCUCGGCAUCCUCGGCGGGGGCAUGAACGUGUCCCGCCGCCACGCCCGCAUCUUCUACGACUUCGCGCGCCGCCGGUUCGCGCUCGAGGUGCUCGGCAAGAACGGCUGCCUCGUCGAGGGCGUCCUCCACCUCCCCGGGGAGCCGCCCGUCAAGCUCGACUCGCAGGACCUCCUCCAGAUGGGGGACGCGCAGUUCUACUUCCUCCUCCCCACACGCUCCAUCUUCGCCAGCGAGGCCGCCCGCCGCGCCGCCGCCGUUCCGCGCGUGCCCCCGCCGCCUCCCUCCGACGACGACGACGACGAGGGGGAGGGUGAUGGGGAGGAAGAACGGGAAGAGGUAGCGACGGCGAAGCGGCUGAGGAGCGGAGACGCUGGGGCUCUCGCUGGAAGGAAGUCUGAGAAAGGAUCAAAAGGUUACAGACAAGCAGAUGACCUACAACUCUUGCAGCUGGAAGAGAAAGAUGUUAUCUCAUCAACAGCUACUGUCUUAUCUGAUCUCUGUGGACCUCAGGAAUGGGUGCCUAUGGACAAGCUUCAUGAAGUGAUGUUUGAGAAAUAUGGUGACUUGUGGCACCACAACAGGGUGCGUAAAUAUUUGACAUCAGAAGACCUGCCCGAGAGCGAAACUGGAGGUAGACCGUGGCAUGGGCUUUCCGUGCUGCUAAGAAAGUACCCUGAGCAUUUUGUGAUAAACAUCAGAAUGGCAGGGGGGCAGAGCGUUGAGUUUGUCUCUCUGGUUUCACUGCAACCUUGACUAGUUCGCAGUGAUUUCAUCCUUUGAAUGACAAGCUUGGAACGUGUUUUCGCAGCUGUUGCAAAAGAGUAAACUGAAGCUAGCAAAAGGGUAGAAAAGAAUCCUACAAGAUUUUGUUUUUGUUCUGUCGUUUAUACUUUAGACUGGUAAAUACAUAGUGUAGAGCAAUUACCUGUGCAUUAUCAACAUGCGAAAGUUUUACCUUUCCUU